UUGAGCCUGAGCUUCCCCCUCACAGUAGACCAAGCAGGCUGAGAAGAAGCAGCUUCAUCUCCUGAUACCACCACUCUCUCUCUCCCUCUCUGACCCUCACUAUCCUCAGCAGCAAUGGGCAACGAUAACAGCUCAGCGAUAGACAACAUGCAGGCGGUGGAGAUCCAUCACUGGUACAAGAAGUUCAUGAAGGAGUGCCCGUCCGGACAGCUCACCCUGCAUGAGUUCAAGCAGUUCUUUGGAUUGAGGGGUUUGGACCCGGAAGCCAACGCCUACAUCGAGCAGAUGUUUCGCACCUUUGACAUGAACAAGGACGGCUAUAUCGACUUCAUGGAGUACGUUGCAGCUCUGAGUCUGGUGCUGCGUGGUAAGAUGGAGCAGAAGCUGCGCUGGUACUUCAAGCUCUACGACGUGGACGGCAACGGCUGCAUCGACCGCUACGAGCUCCUCAACAUCAUCAAGGCUAUCAGGGCGAUCAAUGGCUGUGAUCAGGUUUCAUCAGUGGAGGAGUUCACAAACAGAGUGUUUGACAAGAUCGACGUGAAUGGAGAUGGUGAGCUGUCCCUGGAUGAGUUUGUGGAGGGAGCCCGGAAAGACGAGGAGUUCAUGGAGGUGAUGAUGAAGAGCUUGGACUUGACCCACAUUGUCGCCAUGAUCCACAGCAGGAGACACAGUGUGUAA
Messenger RNA from Polyodon spathula (Mississippi paddlefish), 681 nucleotides. RefSeq names its product guanylyl cyclase-activating protein 1-like. The coding region runs from base 115 to 681 and encodes 188 amino acids. Gene Ontology annotation, molecular function: calcium sensitive guanylate cyclase activator activity; calcium ion binding. The transcript is spliced from 4 exons. Lineage: Eukaryota; Metazoa; Chordata; Actinopteri; Acipenseriformes; Polyodontidae. The record is from RefSeq and is a predicted model, not a curated record.